Messenger RNA from Raphanus sativus (radish), 5256 nucleotides. RefSeq lists its product as uncharacterized. Gene Ontology annotation, biological process: DNA integration. Gene Ontology annotation, molecular function: nucleic acid binding. NCBI's taxonomy places the organism in Eukaryota, Viridiplantae, Streptophyta, Magnoliopsida, Brassicales, Brassicaceae. The record is from RefSeq and is a predicted model, not a curated record.
AUGACUUCUAUUGAGCAUCAAAGAAGGUUAAACCCUAAUUUGAAAGAAGUUGUAAAGAAGGAAAUUCUCAAACUCUUAGAUGCAGGUGUUAUUUACCCAAUCUCAGAUAGUAAAUGGGUAUCUCCUGUGCAUGUGGUUCCAAAGAAAGGUGGUAUCACUGUUGUAAAAAAUGAUAAGAAUGAGUUGAUCCCCACUAGAACUGUAACUGGACAUAGGAUGUGCAUUGAUUAUAGAAAGUUAAACUCUGCAUCUAGAAAGGAUCAUUUUCCAUUGCCAUUUAUUGAUCAGAUGCUUGAGAGACUUGCAAACCAUCCUUUCUAUUGCUUUCUUGAUGGGUAUUCAGGGUUCUUCCAAAUCCCCAUACAUCCCGAUGAUCAAGAGAAGACGACAUUCACAUGCCCCUAUGAUACCUUUCCCUAUCGAAGGAUGCCAUUUGGGUUAUGUAAUGCUCCAGCCACCUUUCAAAGGUGCAUGAUGUCUAUCUUCUCUGAUCUCAUUGAGGAUGUUGUGGAGGUAUUCAUGGAUGACUUUUCUGUCUACGGAUCUUCGUUUUCUGCUUGUUUGUCCAACUUGUGCAGGGUCCUACAGAGAUGUGAAGACACCAACCUUGUGCUGAACUGGGAGAAGUGUCACUUCAUGGUCAAAGAUGGGAUUGUACUUGGGCACAAGAUUUCAGAAAGAGGCAUCGAAGUGGACAAGGCUAAGAUUGAGGUGAUGGUUAGUCUACCUCCACCAAAGACUAUGAAAGACAUAAGGAGUUUCCUUGGCCAUGCUGGGUUCUACAGGAGAUAUGUCAAGGACUUCUCAAAGGUUGCUAGGCCAAUAACCAAGCUGCUAUGCAAAGAAGCCGCUUUCAGCUUUGAUUCAGAUUGUCUUGAAGCUUUCAAGGAGCUGAAGAACAAUUUGGUCAAUGCUCCUAUCGUUCAGCCACCUGAUUGGAGUCUCUCCUUUGAAAUUAUGUGUGAUGCAAGUGACUUUGCUGUUGGAGCUGUUUUGGGGCAGAAAAAGGAUGGCAAGACUCAUGUGAUCUACUAUGCUAGCCAAACCUUGAAUGAUGCUCAGGUGAAGUAUUCCACAACUAAGAAGGAGAUGCUAGCCAUUGUAUUUGCCUUUGAGAAGUUCAGAAGCUACUUGGUUGGGUCAAAGGUUAUUGUCUACACUGAUCAUGCAGCUUUGAGACACCUCUUGGCCAAGAAAGAUGCUAAGCCAAGACUUUUGAGGUGGAUCCUUUUGCUUCAAGAGUUUGACUUGGAGAUUAGAGACAAGCCGGGCAUUGUAGCUGAUCACUUAUCUAGGAUGAGGAUUGAAGGUGAAACCCCCAUUGAUGAAGGGCUUCGUGAGGAACAGGUCAUGGCCAUCAGGGUAGUGCCUUGGUAUGCAUAUUUUGUGAACUACCUUGUCACAGGAAAGGAACCAUUAAGACUUGAAGGUUAUUCCAAGAAAAAGUUCUACAAGGAGUUGAAGAGGUACUAUUGGGAUGAACCUUUUCUUUUCGUCCUUUGCAAAGACCAUCUCUAUAGAAGGGCAGUGGCUGAAGAAGAGUUCAUCUCAAGGUGUGAUUCUUGCCAAAGGAGAGGGAACAUCACAAAGAGGAAUGGAAUGCCUCAAAACCCAAUUCUUGAAGUGGAAGUAUUUGAUGUUUGGGGAAUAGACUUCGUGGGACCUUUGCCCUCUUCUUAUGGCAACAAGUACAUCUUAGUGGAUGUAGACUAUGUGUCUAAGUGGGUUGAAGCAGUUGCAAGUCCUACAAAUGACUCAAGAGUGGUGUUGAAGAUGUUUAAGAGCAUCAUUUUUCCAAGAUUUGGAGUUCCUAGAGUGGUGAUAAGUGAUGGAGGCUCACAUUUCAUCAACAAACUUUUUGAGAAUCUUCUCAAGAAGAAUGGAGUGAAACACAAGAUUGCAAUCCCUUAUCACCCUCAAACCAGUGGUCAAGUUGAAAUCUCUAACAGAGAGAUCAAGGGUAUCUUGGAGAAGAUUGUGGGAGCCAAGAGGAAGGAUUGGUCAGACAAGCUUGAUGAUGCACUUUGGGCCUAUAGGACAGCAUACAAGACACCAUUGGGAACCACCCCUUUCAACCUUGUGUAUGGGAAAGCUUGUCAACUACCAGUAGAACUUGAGUACAAGGCAUUGUGGGCUGUGAAAUUGUUGAACUUUGACAUCAAGAGUGCAAAAGAAAAGAGACUUUUUCAGCUUCAUGAGCUUGAUGAGAUUAGAAUGGAUUCUUUUAAGAACUCAAGGAUCUACAAGGAGAGAACCAAAGCCUUUCAUGACAAGAACAUUUUGAAGAGAGAGUUAAGAGCAGAUGAUCAGAUACUCCUCUACAACUCUAGGCUGAAGUUGUUUCCAGGGAAGCUCAAAUCAAGGUGGUAUGGACCUUUUAAGAUCAAGGAAGUUAAGCCUUAUGGGGCAGUGGUUCUUUGGGAUAAGAAUGGAGGAGAGUUCACAGUGAAUGGACAAAGAGUGAAGCUCUAUUUGGGUACUACAUCAAAGGAAGAUGGAUUCUCAAUUCCACUUUCUGAACCCACCUCAACCUAUGAACCUUGGAGAAUGGGAACCAUGGAUAGAGAAGACAAGAAGCUAGUCUGGACCGGGAUGGACGAGACCGGAGUCGCGUACCCGGGCGCAAAGAUCAGAUCGAGCAGGUCCAUUUGGACCGGGAUGAAUGAGACCAGAGUCGCGUACCCGGGCGCGAAACCGUUAGGACAGCCUGCUGGUAUCGUACCGCUCCAACCCGCGUCCCGCUUCAGACCCGCCUCUCGCUCCACGACCCGCGUCCAGGUACCAAUGGCAAGACAAACUCAAGCAGAGAUAGAGACUGAGAAGAGGAAGAAUGCUGAGAGAGAGACUGCUAGAACAGGGAAAGUGUUGGGUUCACAACCUGGUUCCGAGGAGGAACGUAGGCAGCAAGCUUUAGCCAUGCUCAAGAAGAAAACACAAGCCAAGAGAGAUGGCAAAAGAAUUGCUGCUGAUGAGAGUGCGGCUGACAUUGCUCACAAGCAAGCCCCUCCCAAGAAAGCAAGAGCGCCAAGGGUUCAAGGUGGAGGAGCUCUUUUAUUGGAGAAAAGCAACCAAGAAGCUAAUCUUACCAUUUCAACUCAAGUUCCAAUACCACAGCCAAAACCACCUACCAAGCGGCCCACUUCUCAGUUAGUUUGUGAGGAGGUGCACCAAGAACAAGUCCUUAAGGAUCAGAAGUUGAGAGCAAAGCAUAAGAAAGAGGGCAAAAGACCAGUGGUUGAAGAGAGUAACAGUGAAAAAGCUGAGGAUCCCUCUCCAGACAGUGAUGAGGAUCCCUCUCCAGACAGUGAUGAGGAUCAUGUCCCUCCCAAGAGGAAAAACUUCAAUGCUGGCAGAGAUAGGAAGAAGAAACCCACAGAAGCUGAGUUGGUGGAGCAAAUGAGGAAAGGUAUUGCUUGGCCUCCAACAAGAUUUGUGGACAGGUCCAUCUUACAGGCGUUGUAUCUUGAUGAUGAUGUAAAGGAGAUGCUAGACAACAUUUCACACCAAGAAGAUUGCACAGCAAGUUGGGGAAGAAUCACCUUUAAGAUCGCUGGUCAGUCUUACACCAUGUCCUUCACAGAGAUUGGAGAAGCUCUUGGCCUCCAUGAUGGGAGGAAUCCAGCUCUUCCUCAGCUCACCAAUGCACCAAAAGACAAAGGAAUCGAAGACCUAACUUGGAAAUUUAUAUCAGGGAAGGGAAUAGAGGGUAGGAAAGACAGAAGCACAGCCAUCAAGCACCCUACCUUGCGCUAUCUCCACAGGUUCCUUAUCCACACCUUGUUCUACAAGAAGGAGGUGAGUAAUAUCGCUGGAGAGGAAUUGAGAUUUCUUCAUCAAGCUGUCCAACACUAUGCCUCCCACCCUCAGUUACCCAUUGUCCCUGAUGACUUCUACAGUGAUUUUGGUAUGGUGGGAUACUUUGUGACGCACCUCAUGUACUAUAAGGAUUGGGCUUGGACAAACCGCGAUUCAGAACCUCAGAUUGGGAUCGGUGGCUGGAUAACCCCACUACUUGGUUACUUGGGGAUUGAUUUGGGAACUGAUAAAUCAGGUCCAGCUUACUUGAAUGGAAAGUACCUCAAGAAGGAGAUAAUGAAACUUCUAGAAGUAGGUGUGAUCUAUGCGAUCUCUGAUAGUAAGUGGGUUAGUCCUGUGCAUGUAGUACCUAAGAAAGGUGGGAUCACUGUGAUAACCAAUGAAAAGAAUGAAUUGAUCCCCACUAGAACAGUUACUGGCCAUCGCAUGUGCAUUGAUUUUCGUAAGUUGAAUGCUGCGACUCGUAAGGAUCACUUCCCACUUCCUUUUAUUGAUCAAAUGCUUGAGAGAUUGGCUAACCACCCUUACUAUUGCUUUUUAGAUGGUUAUUCAGGUUUCUUUCAGAUUCCCAUCCAACCAGACGAUCAGGAGAAGACGACGUUCACAUGCCCUUAUGGAACAUAUGCAUACAGGAGGAUGCCCUUCGGCUUGUGCAAUGCUCCGGCGACCUUCCAGCGAUGCAUGAUGUCGAUUUUUACUGAUCUGAUUGAAGACAUAAUGGAGGUUUUCAUGGACGAUUUCAGAGUCUAUGGAAGCUCCUUUCAUGUCUGUUUGUCAAACUUGUGCAGGGUGCUGAAGCGAUGCGAGGAGAAGCAUCUGGUGCUGAACUGGGAGAAAUGCCACUUCGUGGUCAGAGAUGGGAUUGUUCUGGGACACAAGAUAUCAGAGAAAGGCAUUGAGGUGGACAAGGCAAAGAUCGAGGUCAUGAUGAGUCUGCAACCACCAAGUUCAGUGAAGGGAAUCAUGAGUUUCUUGGGACAUGCUGGUUUCUAUAGGAGGUUCAUCCAGGACUUCUCUAAGAUCGCGAGACCAGUUACUCGGUUACUCUGCAAGGAAGCUCAGUUUGCUUUUGACAGUGACUGCCUAGCCGCAUUUCACACGAUCAAGGGAGCUCUAGUCAGUGCACCAGUUGUCCAACCUCCAGACUGGGAUCUCCCUUUUGAGAUCAUGACAGAUGCAAGUGAUUUUGCAGUAGGAGCAGUCCUUGGACAGCGUAAAGACAAGAAGCUUCACGUGAUCUACUAUGCAAAUGCCUUUUCAGGGUACAAUCAAAUCAUGAUGGAUCCCGACGAUCAAGAGAAAACCGCAUUCAUAGCUGAACGAGGGACCUAUUGCUAUAAGGUCAUGCCAUUCGGUUUAAAGAACGCAGGAGCUACCUAUCAAAGGCUAGUGAAUAAAAUGUUUGCUGGCCAGCUCGGGAAAACCAUGGAGGUCUAUAUU